Messenger RNA from Nasonia vitripennis (jewel wasp), 1998 nucleotides. RefSeq names its product maltase 1. The record is from RefSeq and is a predicted model, not a curated record. The transcript has 8 exons. Bases 22 to 1722 code for a protein of 566 amino acids. Lineage: Eukaryota; Metazoa; Arthropoda; Insecta; Hymenoptera; Pteromalidae. Gene Ontology annotation, biological process: carbohydrate metabolic process.
UUAGCUUACUGGCAUUCCAAAAUGUCUCUCAAACUGUGUUGCACGAUUUUAUUUAUCGCUGGCCUUGCAGCUGGUGAAAUAAAAAAUAAAGGAUGGUGGAAGAAUACAGUUUUUUAUCAAGUUUAUCCCCGUAGUUUUAUGGAUUCAAAUGGCGAUGGGAUUGGUGAUCUAAAAGGUAUUACGAAUAAGCUCGAACACUUUGUCGAGUCUGGCAUUGGCGGAAUAUGGCUUUCGCCAAUAUACGCAAGCCCUAUGGUCGAUUUCGGCUACGACAUUUCCGAUUUCCGUGCUAUUGACAAAGCUUACGGUACUAUGGAAGAUCUGGAACAGCUGACAGCAAAAGCUAGAAAACUAGGAGUUAAAGUCGUACUAGACUUUGUACCAAAUCACACUUCGAAUGAGCAUCCCUGGUUUAUCAAAAGUUAUCAAGGCAUUGGAAAAUACAAGGAUUACUAUACCUGGCGCAGAGGACGUGAUAACAAUAAACAACCGCCGAACAACUGGAUAAGCCUUUUCAGCGGUCCAGCUUGGACUUACAAUGCGACCAGGGACUUAUGGUACUUCCAUCAAUUUGAAUACCGGCAACCUGAGCUUAACUAUAGCAAUCCAAACGUUCGUCAAGAAAUGGAGGACGUUUUGCGAUUUUGGCUAAGUAAAGGUGUUGACGGGUUCCGCGUCGAUGCGGUCCCCCAUCUUUUUGAAAAAGAAGGACUUCCUGAUGAACCUUUGUCGCACAAACCGGGCGUUUCAAACCAAAGCGACAGUUACCUCGAACAUAUUUAUGUUAAAGACGAUCCACGAAGUUAUGAUCUUAUAAAGACUUGGAGAAAAUUAGUCGACGACUGGUCGGAUUUGCACAAUGAAGACGAAAAGGUUAUAAUGACUGAGGCAUACACUAAUUUAGAUAACACCACUAAAUGGUAUCAGUAUGGCUCUGACAUACCCUUCAAUUUCAAUUUGAUAACCGAAGUUGACAACACGUCGAAACCGAUUGAUUUUAAAAAAGUAAUCGACGAUUGGAUGGUUCGCACACCAUCGACUGGGUCCGCUAACUGGGUGAUGGGUAAUCACGACCGCAGCAGAAUCGGAACCAGGUAUCCCGGCAGAGCCGAUCAAAUGACGAUGCUGGCCAUGAUCCUCCCUGGAGUAGCGGUCACGUACUACGGCGAGGAAAUCGGUAUGGUGGACAAAUUGGACAUCACCUGGGAAGCUACGCAGGAUCCGCAAGCUUGCAAUACCGAUCCAGAACGCUAUCGCGCAGUAACGCGUGAUCCAAACAGAACACCUUUCCAGUGGGAUGAUACUAAAAAUGCUGGUUUCAGCAACGCUUCUACAACAUGGCUACCGGUCAACGAUAAUUAUAAAGAAUUGAAUUUGGCGAAACAAAAGCUUCAACAAGAAUCUCAUUACAAACUUUAUCAAACUUUGACGAAAUUAAGAAGCACAUCUCUUGCUUUGAAAAAUGGUACAUUGGACACUGUCGUAUUGAACAAUAAUUCAGUGCUGGCCGUCAUAAGAAAAAUUGCAGAUGAAGCUGUUGUACUCUUAAUUAAUUUCUCCAAUGACAGUCCGCAAAGUGUUGAUGUUUCGGAGUAUUUACCAAACGCCAAAGAUGCUACAGUCAAAGGAGCAAGCGUAGGAUCUGGCAUCGAGUGGGGAUCAAUAAUAAAGACUUCGGAUGUUCGAUUGCCUCCAAAAGCAUCGAUAGUUUUAGUACGUUGAUUUAAACUAUCCAACGGUCUUAUAAAAGCUGCUGGAGAAAUAUUUGUGUUCUUGCUGUUAUUCUUUACAUUCUCACAUAGAGCAAGAAUUAACAAUUAACUAAUCAAUUUUAUUUAACUUCAAGAAGCUUUUACUAUACGAAACAAAACUGUGCAAAAGCAUUUUAAAACCAAGGGGCUCUUUCAUAAUUGUUACAGUAUAAUAUAAUGUCGUUUGCAUGGAUUAUGUUUGUUCAUAAAUAAAGUGUUUAAAUAAAAGGAGUAGUUGAAAACUAAA